This is a messenger RNA of Knipowitschia caucasica, 1305 nucleotides long. NCBI's taxonomy places the organism in Eukaryota, Metazoa, Chordata, Actinopteri, Gobiiformes, Gobiidae. The record is from the annotation of a GenBank genome assembly.
AUGCCGAAAGUGAAGAAGUCCAGAGGAGCGGAAAAGAGCGGAGCCAUAGCACUGGCAGACCAGAUCCAAGAAUCCGACACGUUGAGGCCCAGAGUUCGGGUAAAGAGCAGAGACACCCGGGGACAACAUGAGGACACGUACGUGGAUGAACGCUUGUCUAGGAAAAUUCUUGAACAAGCUCGAAUACAACAAGAGGAGCUGCAAAUUGAAUACGACCUGACUCCAGAAAAGAAGAGGGCUCCAGUCACAGUCCUUGGUCCAGACAAUAACGAUGGAGACUCUGACGAAGAGUGGCCUGCACUAGGAGAAGGGGGAGAAAAUGUCAGUGAUGUCGGAUUUGACUCUGAGGUUGCUGUUGAUGCAGAUGAUGAGAAGGCUAUUGAAAUUUUCAUGAGCAAGAAUCCUCCAGUCAGGCGAACCUUAGCAGAUAUUAUAAUGGAAAAAAUAACUGAAAAACAGACAGAGGUAGGGACUGUGAUGUCAGAGGUGUCAGGAUGCCCUAUGCCACAGCUGGACCCAAGGGUUAUAGAAGUGUACAAAGGAGUUGGGAAGGUUCUGUCCAAAUAUCGCAGUGGAAAAUUACCUAAAGCUUUUAAAAUCAUUCCUGCUCUGGCUAACUGGGAGCAAGUCCUAUACUUGACUGAUCCUGAAAGCUGGACCGCUGCUGCAAUGUACCAAGCAACAAGAAUCUUUUCUUCCAAUCUAAAAGAGCGUAUGGCCCAGAGGUUUUACAAUUUGGUGCUGUUGCCUCGGGUUCGAGAUGAUAUUGCAGAGUAUAAACGACUCAACUUCCAUCUGUACAGCGCUUUAAAGAAGGCUCUAUUCAAACCUGGCGCCUGGUUUAAAGGUAUAUUGAUUCCCAUGUGUGAAUCUGGGACAUGUACUCUAAGAGAAGCCAUAAUUAUUGGAAGUAUUCUCACAAAAUGCUCAAUUCCGGUUCUCCACUCCAGUGCUGCAAUGCUAAAAUUGGCAGAAAUGGAAUACAACGGUGCCAACAGCAUUUUCUUGCGACUGAUGCUGGACAAGAAGUACGCUCUGCCCUUCCGUGUCCUAGACGCCCUGGUGGCUCACUUCCUCUCUUUCCGAAGUGAAAAACGUGUGCUUCCUGUGCUGUGGCAUCAGAGCCUACUCACCUUGGCUCAACGUUAUAAGGCGGAUUUAGCGUCCGAACAAAAGGCAUCGUUAUUGGAGCUGCUCAAGAUACAGACGCACCCAGUGGUUUCAGCAGAAAUUCGAAGAGAGUUACAAAAUUCAGAGUCCCGGGACAUUGAGGUUGGUUUGCCUGCGACGGUGGACAUGGACUGA